AUGUCUUCCGAGGAAAAGAACGCGACUGCUAUUUCGACAGACCCAAAGCAAUCGCAAGGAACUCUUACAGGAGAUGACUCUGACAGAGAAUGGCAACAGAGCACAACGCAGCUUGUACAUGGUACCUUCGAAGCAACAGAGGACCAUUCCUUCUACCGCCCAAUUGAUGGCUAUGAGGGCCUUCACCGAUGGGACCCAGAGUUCCAAUGGACUGAACAGGAAGAAAAGCGCAUUGUUCGAAUGAUCGACGCGCGUGUAUGCACCUUCGCCUGCGUGACGUUUUUCGCACUACAACUUGACCGAGGAAACAUUUCCCAGGCACUAUCAAGCACCCUCCUCGAAGAUCUGAAAAUGACCAGCAAUGACUAUAAUCUGGGACAGACGAUCUUUUUAGUAGUCUUCCUCCUUGCUGAGAUGCCUUCCCAGCUCGUUUCGAAGCGACUGGGUCCCGACCGCUGGAUUCCCAUUCAAAUGGUCUUAUGGAGUAUCCUUGCAGCCUGUCAAGCGUUUUUGACGGGAAAGAAGUCUUAUUUGGCAUGCCGAGCUUUAUUGGGUUUACUUGAAGGAGGAUUUAUUCCGGAUACGGUUCUCUUCCUCUCGUUCUUCUAUAAAUCGAACGAACUUCCAAACAGAUUGACUUGUUUCUGGAUCUCCUACACGGUCGCUGGCAUUAUCGGCUCGUUCCUAGCAUUCGGUUUCCUGCAUAUCACCGAUUCCCACGGUGGUGGAUCUUGGCGCUAUCUCUUUGCUUAUGAGGGCCUCAUUACCGGCGUUAUUGGAAUAAUCGCUGCAUUUUGGAUGCCUGCAUCCCCGGUACAAACCAAGGGUGGGUUCCGCGGCAAGAACGGCUGGUUCACGGAACACGAAGAAAAGAUCAUUGUCAACCGGGUCCUCCGUGAUGAUCCCAGCAAAGGAAGCAUGCACAAUCGCCAACCAGUCACCCCAAAGCGGCUUUGGCAUUCACUAAAAGAUUAUCAUAUGUGGCCCAUUUAUAUAAUUGGACUUGUCUGGCAAAUCCCGACUACACCAGCCCAGAACUACCUCACUCUACAACUGAAAAGUAUCGGAUUUACAACGUUUCAAACCAAUCUUCUUGUUAUCCCUGCUGCUGUCGUGGCUAUAAUUACCAUGUUGGGUACGACAUGGCUGGCAGAGCGAUUCAAUCAACGUCUCCUUCUUGGUGCCUGCGCCGAGUUAUGGUACUUGGUUUUGGUGAUUACGCUCGAAGUCCUUCCUGAGAAAGCCAUGCCUUGGCCUCGAUGGGCCGUACUCUCGCUUCUGGUUGGCGCACCGAGUAUUCAUCCUGUACUGGUGGCUCUGACAUCCCGAAAUGCUGGAUCUGUACGGACAAGAACGGUCGCUUCUGCAUUGUAUAACAUGUCCGUUCAAUUAAGUAGUAUUGCAAGUGCUAAUGUUUACGUUACUAAAGACGCUCCAUAUUAUAAGCAUGGAAACAAGGUUCUGAUUGCGAUGGCGGUUACUAGCUUUGUGAUCUUCCUUUCUGGGAAGUUCUACUAUGAGUGGUUGAAUAGACGUAAUGCCGCGAAAUGGGCCGCAAUGUCAAGUGAACAGAAAGAGAAUUAUCUGCGCGAAAAUCCAGUGAUGACAAACAAGAGACUUGAUUUCCGAUUCUCGUACUGA
This is a messenger RNA of Penicillium angulare, 1641 nucleotides long. RefSeq names its product Major facilitator superfamily domain general substrate transporter. The record is from RefSeq and is a predicted model, not a curated record. Gene Ontology annotation, cellular component: membrane. Gene Ontology annotation, biological process: transmembrane transport. NCBI's taxonomy places the organism in Eukaryota, Fungi, Ascomycota, Eurotiomycetes, Eurotiales, Aspergillaceae. The transcript has 6 exons. Bases 1 to 1641 code for a protein of 546 amino acids. Gene Ontology annotation, molecular function: sulfate transmembrane transporter activity.